This is a messenger RNA of Hirundo rustica (Barn swallow), 1246 nucleotides long. It is a transcript of the gene DOK6, whose product is annotated as docking protein 6. The coding region runs from base 47 to 1042 and encodes 331 amino acids. Gene Ontology annotation, cellular component: cytoplasm. The transcript has 8 exons. The record is from RefSeq and is a predicted model, not a curated record. Gene Ontology annotation, biological process: cell surface receptor protein tyrosine kinase signaling pathway; positive regulation of MAPK cascade. NCBI's taxonomy places the organism in Eukaryota, Metazoa, Chordata, Aves, Passeriformes, Hirundinidae.
GAGGAGGACUCCGGGCGCGGAGGGGAGGAAGCAGGCAGCGCUUGCCAUGGCCUCCAACUUUAACGAUAUAGUCAAGCAGGGCUACGUAAAAAUCCGCAGCAGGAAGCUGGGGAUUUUUAGGCGUUGUUGGUUGGUUUUCAAGAAGGCUUCCAGUAAAGGACCCAGGAGGCUAGAAAAAUUUCCAGAUGAGAAGGCAGCAUAUUUUAGGAACUUUCACAAGGUAACUGAGCUGCACAAUAUUAAAAACAUAACCAGAUUGCCUCGGGAGACAAAGAAGCAUGCAGUGGCAAUUAUCUUUCAUGAUGAGACAUCAAAGACAUUUGCGUGUGAGUCAGAGCUAGAGGCAGAGGAGUGGUGCAAACAUCUUUGCAUGGAAUGUCUAGGGGCCAGGCUCAAUGAUAUAAGUCUUGGGGAACCAGAUUUGCUUGCUGCUGGAGUCCAGAGAGAACAAAAUGAACGAUUCAAUGUAUACCUUAUGCCUACACCAAAUUUAGAUAUCUAUGGGGAAUGUACAAUGCAGAUCACACAUGAAAACAUCUAUCUCUGGGACAUCCACAAUGCCAAGGUCAAGCUGGUCAUGUGGCCUCUGAGCUCUUUGAGGAGAUAUGGACGUGACUCAACGUGGUUUACAUUUGAGUCUGGAAGGAUGUGUGACACAGGAGAAGGGCUGUUCACCUUUCAAACACGAGAAGGAGAAAUGAUAUAUCAGAAAGUCCAUUCUGCAACACUGGCAAUAGCUGAGCAACAUGAAAGAUUAAUGAUGGAAAUGGAGCAGAAGGCAAGGCUCCAGACCAGUCUGUCUGAACCAAUGACUUUAUCCAAGUCAAUCUCACUUCCUCGUAGUGCAUAUUGGCAUCACAUCACCCGGCAGAACAGCGUUGGAGAAAUCUACAGUUUACAAGGUCACAACCUCGGCUCAGCGAAGGUGUCCCGGGCGCAGACAUUUCCCAGCUACCCGUCGGAGCAGGCUGAGGAGCACCAGCAGUCGCUGUCGCUGGCCAGCAGCUACGCCUUCAGCUACGGCUCGGGGCUGGUGCAAUGACAGCCGGGGCUGCCGGCCAACAUGGACACUUGAGCCUGGAGCCUCCCGCCAGGACCGGGAGCUGCUGGCCCCUCUGCACCCACCAUUUGCCGUGAAAACUGACGCCUACCAGCUCCAGCUGGGGCACCGCCAAUGCGGAAACCUGGAGAGGCGGCUUCCCCGAAGCAGAGGCUAAGUCUUUAUUUAUUUAUUUUGCCGUUCCUU